GCCCGCCGGGCCGAGCUGCGCCGAGCCUUCGCGCUUGCUCGGGUCCAGCGCCGAGUCAGGGUUCGCUCGCGGCCAGACGCGCGCUGCUCGCGCUCUUCAACACCUCAAGGACCAGCAAGCAACAGCAAGCCGCAACAGUCAUGGGCGCCCCAGCACUUGUCACGCUCGACGACAUCCGUGCCGCACACGAGCGCAUCCGGCCGCAUGUGCACCGCACGCCGCUGCUCACCAGCGCCGCGCUCGAUGCGCUGGCCAGCGCCCGUCUGUGCCGGCCCGACGAGCGUGUGCGCGUGCGCCUGGCGCUCAAGUCGGAACACCUGCAGAAGGUCGGCGCCUUCAAGAUGCGCGGCGCCACCAACGCCACGCUCCGGCACCUCGAGGAGGUGCGCAAGGCCGAGCCCGACUUUGACGUUGCGCGCCUUGCGCUCGUGACGCACUCGAGCGGCAACCACGCGGCAGCGCUCGCGGCCGCUGCGGCCAGCGUGGGCGCCAAGGCGCACGUCGUGAUGCCGAGCAACGCACCCGGCGUCAAGAAGGCGGCCGUGGCGGGCUACGGCGCGCGCAUCUACUUCUGCGAGCCGACACUCGUGGCGCGCGAGACGACGGCCGAGCGGGUGAUGGAGGAGCAGCGCGCGGCCGGCGCCCACGCCGUCUUUGUGCACCCGUACGACGAGGCCUGGGUCAUUGCUGGCCAGGGCACGCUCGGCAUCGAGCUGCACCAGCAGGUCGCGCAGCUCGAGCAGCGCGCCGCCUGCUCACACGCGGCAGAAGCCAGCGCCUCGGCAGCAGACCCGAGCCCUAACGCGUGGCAGCGCAGAGGCACCGACGAGCCGCAGCUCGACUUUGUCGUCGCACCCGUCGGCGGCGGCGGCAUGAUGAGCGGCGUCUCGACGGCAGUGACGAGCCUCGACAAGCGCAUCGAGGUGCACGGCGCUGAGCCGGCCGACGCCGACGAUGCAUACCGCUCGGUGCAGAGCGGCAGCGUCCAGCCGGCCGUCGUGCCGGCGCGCACCAUCUGCGACGGCCUGCUCACGUCCCUCUCGGAGCGGACCUUCGCACACGUCCAGGCACACGUUAAGGAGAUCCACCUCGUCGAUGACCGCGAGACGCUCGCGGCGAUGCGCCUCGUGUACGAGCGCAUGAAGCAGGUCAUCGAGCCGAGCAGCGCCACGUCGCUCGCCGUCGUGCUCAGCUCAGAUAGCUUCCGCGACGCGGUGCGGCCCGCCAUCGAGGCCAAGGCGCGAUCUCUCGCGGACGGCGAGCACGCUGAGAUCCGCAUCGUGCUUGUCAUCACGGGCGGCAAUGUGGAGCUGAGCAAGCUCGUGCGCGCCAUGGAGCAGGCCGAGGAGACGCAGUCAUAGAGUCCGCAUAGCAACACAUCGGGCCACGCGUGAUGCCGCAACAAUCCCAUUCGCGAUCUAGGGCUCCU
Tilletiopsis washingtonensis is the source of this 1429-nucleotide messenger RNA. RefSeq names its product tryptophan synthase beta subunit-like PLP-dependent enzyme. Gene Ontology annotation, molecular function: serine racemase activity; ATP binding; threonine racemase activity. The coding region runs from base 141 to 1361 and encodes 406 amino acids. The transcript is spliced from 3 exons. Gene Ontology annotation, biological process: pyruvate biosynthetic process; D-serine biosynthetic process; L-serine metabolic process. NCBI's taxonomy places the organism in Eukaryota, Fungi, Basidiomycota, Exobasidiomycetes, Entylomatales. The record is from RefSeq and is a predicted model, not a curated record.